This is a messenger RNA of Schistosoma bovis, 4341 nucleotides long. The record is from the annotation of a GenBank genome assembly. Lineage: Eukaryota; Metazoa; Platyhelminthes; Trematoda; Strigeidida; Schistosomatidae.
GUGGCAUAUUCAACCUGUGUGCUAGCAUGGUCAUCAAACCGUCCUCUCAGGGUGUAGAUGGCCGUGAUACUGUUAAAAGUAGUGGUAUUCCUGUUCGUCAAAAACGAAGUUCCAUCACAUUCGACAGUGGUUUGAGAAAACGCCGGAAAUGUAAGUAAUCCCACGGUUAAUUCUUCAUGUUGACCAAGUUAUUUUUCAUGUAUAUUUGCAAGUAAUAUAAUUCAUCGCUAGUUAAUAUAAUAUUCACUAAGUUAUAGUAAGUUUGAUGAUCUCACAUGGAGUAAAACUUAUUUUUGCCAGAGCGCUUCCAUAUUGAGUGUAUACAGCCAGACUUAAAAUAAGUCGAUAUCAAAAUAUCCCAUGAUGACUGCUAUUGGCUUACCGUGGGUUUCAUACUUCAUUCAAGAGACACGGUAAAUACAUGUUAUUAGUAUUCCAAUGCAGUAAGCUUUGUCCUAGUGCCCCACAGAUAUUUCAUCCUAUUCUGUUUUAUGCCUCACAAGUAAUAAAUAUCUUAUUUUUCUGUAUACUUUUUUCAUUUCGACAUGCUUCCUAUCACACUUUCUCCAUUAUAUUUAAUGUUAUUUUUGUCAAAUCCUUGUGGCCACUUUACCUUUCUCGUACGUUCAGGCAUCUGACGUUAACUAAAGGCUUAAAUUCCAACUAAGCAUUGACAUGUUUACUGUGACUUGUACGUGGUAAAAAGUAUGAAAAUCUUCUAACUCAAAUUCGUUCGUGUUGUCUCUACUGUGGAUGAGAUAAGAUAACGUCAAUUAACGGUUUGUACUUUUAUCUACCAAAAGAUACUAAGUUGCUUCCUAAUUUCCCCUUGCUUUAGUAUUGUGAAGACAUCUUCCUAGGAUAUGUCAGAGUAACAAAUAAUCUUUUCUCAGAUAGGAUUUUUCUGUCGAGGUCUAGAUAUGUCUUAGUAUAAAUUCAGAUUUGCCUGCUAUCUUCCAAGUAUUUCGUUAAUGGGGUAAUAGGAAGGUUUUUAAAAUGUUCAUUUAAAAAAUUAAGCAGUACAAUUAACAAAGCUUACACAUCCAUAUUCCACCAUGGUUACUGAUGUGUUAAACUCUGUUAUGAACCUAUGAAGAGGCACGACUGAGUAAGCUUUUGGUCCUCACAUCAUUAAAUGUAAAGUCUCAAUAAGUCAGAUGUAAGUAGUAGGUGCUCCAUUAUUUUCCGGCAUACCACGUAUUUUCUGACCAUUUUUCCGAUUCCGUCUUAUACUACUAGACAAUAUGUCUUGAAGAGAUGUUUGCUUUGCUUCAAGAGCGAAUCGUCUAAAAUGCAUAUCAGUGUUUGAAACUCAACUUGUUUGAACAAGUAGAUUAAUGGUCAUUAACGUAGCUCCGUUCUAUAUAAUCAAGGUACAUUAUUUGAAUAACAUCCCAUUUUCAGUCAGACAAACAGUUACAAAGAUCAUUUUCAAGUGGUCGUAGACCUUGUAUAGGUAACCAAUCAGUUAUUGUACUGAGAAUUGCAAAAUCAAUGUUUGUUGUUUUUCCCAAUCAUUUUUAAUUACGGUUCUUGAGUUAGCGCGUUUUCUAUCUUUCUGUAAGUAAAUUAUUCUUGUUGCUCUAAAAAUCACUUCAUUUUCAGUCGAAACUUCUGAAGGCCCUCAUUCUCCAUUAUCACAACUAGGUGGACACACAAAGCAGAUUAGAAACAACGUUACAACAUCUACUGUUCCAGGUACUGCUCUCUUCCUCGGUGUUGGAGAUACUGGUCAACUUGGUUUGGGACCAGAUGUAACAGAACGCUCAAGACCUGCGCUCCCAAGUGCUACAAGUCUUGGUGCGUUACAAACAACUAAAGAAAAUUCUUUUUCGUAUUUCACACAAAUAUGUUGUGGGGGCAUGCAUUCUGUCUGCCUGACAACUAAUGGUACUGUUGCUACCUGUGGUUGCAAUGAUGAGGGAGCUUUGGGUAGACCAACGGGUAUGGAGUCUGGAUCCUAUGAUUCGUCUCCAUGCGAUCGCAGUGGUUCUUACCCUAUUGUAGAUGAGUGUCAUCUUGGACUUAUACCGUUUCCAACGAAGGUGAAGAUAGUUAUGGUUUCCGCUGGUGAUAGUCAUACUGCAGCCUUAGAUACCAAUGGUCAGGUAUGGUUGUGGGGAACGUUUCGAGGAGCUAGUGGUCCUAUAGGACUUACACAACCUGGGGAGAUUUGUUCAACUCCGCGACUAUUACUAGCUUAUGCUAUGAACAGUUCCAAUGAGCACAAUGAUGGUGUUUCAAACAAUGAAUCCAAGUUAUCUAGUCGAUCAACAAAUACAGCGCUUUUAACUUCUAGUACACACGUAGUAAAAAUUGCUUCUGGACAAGACCAUUUGGUUUGUCUGACAGAUGAAGGUCGUCUCUACACUAUGGGAUGUGGUGAACAAGGUCAACUGGGUCGUGUUGCUGAACGGUUUGCUAAAGAUGGUGGUCGUUCAGGGAUUAGCUCAUUACUUCAACCUACUGAAUGUCGAGUUCGUGGGGCCGUCCGUUUUUCCGAUGUGUGGGCAGGAGGUUUUGCUACAUUCGCUCGUUGUCAAAUGACUGGUGCUAUCUAUGCCUGUGGUCUAAAUAAUUAUGGUCAGCUAGCAUUACGCGAUACAACCGGUCAUGGAAAAUCGCUUUCAUGUAAUUCUACGGAAGAGUUUGGUGACAUCGAACUGAAUAUGGCUGAGAAUGCUGAAAAGUUAGUAACUGAUCGCCAGGAAGCUGACAGGUCGGAGGCCCAGCUAGUCGCUCGGCAAGGUCCCCUUAUUCAGUUCAUGUUAGUUCGAGCAUUUGGAUUUGAUCCGGAUCAAGAUUGGCGUCAGUUUGCGAUCGGUAUGCAUCAUACACUGGCUUUAAACCAUCUUGGUCAUGUGUACGCUGUUGGUCGACCAGAUUACGGUCGUCUUGGUUUGGGGUGUGAUUUGAAGGGAUCGAAAAUUUCAGUGAACAAACCUACACGAGUGCUUGGUGCACUUAGUGAGUGUGUCUGCUCAUGGAUCGGUUGUGGAGAAGUAUGUUCAUUUGCGGUUGAUACUAAAGGUCUUGCUUACUCUUGGGGUAUGGGUAGCAAUCAUCAACUUGGACAUGGAGACAGUGAAGAUGACUGUUGGGAACCAGAGUUGAUGGUGGGGAAACAACUAGAAGAUCGUCGAGUUUUAAUGGUUGACGCUGGUGGUCAACAUACUGUUAUGCUAGCUUGCUCUGCUACUCAGCCAAAAGUGAUUGAUACUGAGGCAGAUAUUGUGAUGGGUGAUUCUAAUCAGCUUCCAAAUGGGACGAACAAAUCUCCUGAAGCCGAAAAACAUGAUGAGGAAAUGUCAGAAGUGAUGUGUGGUCCACUUUCUAAUAAUAAUGUAGAGCCACAUCAGCAAAGUGUAGAAUUAUCCAAAGAUCUUAAGAUGUGUGAUUCUUCCGCUGAUACAUCAGUAGAGCGUAUUUUGAUUCCACCUAUUGGACCUGGUGCCCCACAAAGCAAGCGAAACCGACGUGCAAGUCCUUCGUCUGUAACUGGAAGUACCGGGACGACGUUGUUAACUCCUGUUGGGUUUAGUUGUGAAAGUACAACAGGAAGUACAGCAGGGGCCACAAUCAAUAGCAGCGUUCAUAGUUCUGCUGUUUCUGAUACUUGCUCCGUUGGAUCAUGUGCAUCGACAAGUAGUACAAGUAGUCAGUUGAAUAGUGCUAAAAGUACCGAUGGUGGUGGAAGUAGCCGAUGUAGUUCUUUUGACAAUUACAGUGUACAGAGUAGUUUAUUGUUAGUACCAUCCACAGAAGAUAAAUCCCGUAAAGGCACAUGAUACCCUGUCCUUAUUUUCAGUAUUUUAAAAAAUCUACUUGGUAUUAUUAUUUUCAUUAAUCCUUAAGGUUAUUUAUGAUACGUAGUAUCAAUUAUAGUCAUUUUUCAAACUGCUCAAAUUUAUUUCAUCUCUAACCUUGUGGUUAUACAUAUUCAUCGUCUUUUAGUUUACUGUUUCUGUGGAGAAUUUCCAUACUAAAUUUAUCCCAUGUGAUGUUUUGUCUUGGUUUUGUUUCUAAUAAUGGUCACAAUUUGUAAGAAAUUAAAGAUGAACUUACUCUUUAUGUAAUCCAUUGUUUCCAGACAACUUUCACUCAAACUAUUUCAGGCAACUAACUGAUUAACUCACCUAUUCGUUUUAUAUGUAUAGUGUUUAUUUUGUACACUACAUCUAUUUGUAUAAUUUAAUCUUUGUUAAACAUUUGGGAAAUAAGAAAAACUUUAAAUAUCCUAAUGUAUACUUUAAAUGUUAACCUAAAGUUUGUUUUUGUGAUUGCUUGUAUGUAUGCUUAUGUAAUUAUAUUAUAAUAAUAAUCCAUAUUCAUUUCAACGUU